UAAAAGACGCAUUCUAGCCCAUCAUCUUCUUCCCGUUCCGACCGCUUCCCCUCUCCUCGGACACCUUCCCCCUAAUCUUCCUUUUUGUCAGAUCUGGCUCACCGUCAGGAAACUCUGGAGGAAGGAGAUCCCGGCCAUUGCGGCGUCGUACGCGCCCUCUACGAAGCCCUGCGCACCCGCGACGUGGGGACGGUCCACCGGAUCGUAGCUCCCGACCUGGAGUGGUGGUUCCACGGUCCCCCGGCGGACCAGUUCUUGAUGCGCCUCCUCACCGGAGCGCCCGGCUCAACCUCCGACGGCAGCUUCGAAUUCGUCCCCGACUCGGUCACCUCCGUCGGGUCCAUCGUCCUCGCCGAGGGCUGCGACCAGAAUCGCUCCAUCUACUGGGCCCACGCCUGGACCGUCGCCGAUGGGAUAAUCACGCAGGUGCGGGAGUACUUCAACACGUCCCUCACCGUCACGCGCCUCGGGGGCGCGAGCAGGUCCUCCUCGCCGCCGCCGCCGUCCUCCUCCGCCUUGGGGUCCGAGAUCGCUCCUGCUUCGGCACCGGCUCCGGGCUCUCAGCACUGUCCGUCGAUCUGGGAGAGCAGCCUCUCGAAUCGGGUCGGGAAGUCCGUGCCCGGCCUCGUCCUGGCGAUAUAAUAAAAUCCCCGAUCGAACUCGACCGACCUCUCGCGUGAUCCAGUGCGGCCGUUAGUAGCAGAAAAUAAAAGUCGCGCGCGUGGCAGCCGUCGGUUGCUUUUGGUCUGAAGGAUGUGAGCCGUUGGUUCGCCCCCCUUCGUCUAUAUAUUUGUGAUUGCGUAAUUUUAAAUUCGAGUGUCUUGUCGUUUCUGUUUAGCUGUCGUGUCGUUUUGGGGCCAUGGGUGGAACUGUGAUGGAGAAGCCCAUUUGGUCUUUGUCGUAUCAGGAUUUGUCGGAUGCGUGGAGUCGUCAUGGUGUAAUAAAAUCGUGUGCCUUUGCGAGCCUUGUAAACCUCGUGAUCAAUAUAUAUAUUUUUAAAUUGAAAUUUGUAGUAAA
This is a messenger RNA of Syzygium oleosum, 1017 nucleotides long. Its product is annotated as wound-induced protein 1. The transcript has a single exon. The record is from RefSeq and is a predicted model, not a curated record. Bases 259 to 642 code for a protein of 127 amino acids. NCBI's taxonomy places the organism in Eukaryota, Viridiplantae, Streptophyta, Magnoliopsida, Myrtales, Myrtaceae.